This is a messenger RNA of Salvia miltiorrhiza (redroot sage), 561 nucleotides long. RefSeq names its product putative pentatricopeptide repeat-containing protein At1g12700, mitochondrial. The record is from RefSeq and is a predicted model, not a curated record. The transcript has a single exon. The coding region runs from base 1 to 561 and encodes 186 amino acids. Lineage: Eukaryota; Viridiplantae; Streptophyta; Magnoliopsida; Lamiales; Lamiaceae. Gene Ontology annotation, molecular function: protein binding.
AUGUUGAGUAUUGUGAUUGAUUGCCACUGCCGACUGAAAAGGCCUAAUUUUGGGUUUGCGAUUUUAGGCAUUUUUUUGAAGAGUGGGUACGAGCCUACUAUUGUAACCUUUGACACUCUUAUUAAAGGGUUAUUGUUGGUUGGAAGGAUCCCAGAGGCAGCUAAAGUGUUUUGGAAGUUGUUGGCCUACCAACUGUGCGAGCCCGAUGAACAUACAUAUAGUACUAUGAUUAAUAGGUUCUGCAAAGCUAGAGAUACUCUCGAGGCAAUUGAUUUGCUCUGCUUAUUGGAAAAAGAAAAGGUAAACUGCAAACCCAAUGUCUAUGCUUACAGUGCAGUCAUUGAUGGUUUGUGCAAGGAAGGCAAGGUGGACGAUGGUCUCCAACUCUUCUCCUCUUUGGGUGAUAAGGGGAUUUCAGCCAAUGUUGUGACAUAUAAUCCAAUAAUUGAGGGGUUGUGUAAUAUGAGAAUAAUGGAUGAGGCUGAAGACAUUUUGAAGAAGAUGAUUGCUAAUGAGGUAUGCCCAGAUGUGUGGACGUGUAAUAUCUUUGUGAAUUUAUAG